Messenger RNA from Oncorhynchus kisutch (coho salmon), 1305 nucleotides. RefSeq names its product canopy FGF signaling regulator 3 (gene cnpy3). NCBI's taxonomy places the organism in Eukaryota, Metazoa, Chordata, Actinopteri, Salmoniformes, Salmonidae. The record is from RefSeq and is a predicted model, not a curated record. The coding region runs from base 126 to 1001 and encodes 291 amino acids. The transcript has 6 exons.
AGUUAGUCUUGCCUUCUUCACAGCAGUAAGCCGUAGGUCGAGAACGAGAUGUAAAUAAGCGAAUCUGACGGUCUAGAUAACAGUAGACCUCUUUAUUUACUAGAAAACAACAACAUUUAGUCAGAAUGGUUUUGUUGACUUGUCUAACGGUGUUUUUGCUGAGCGCCUUGGUCGAGGGAGCAGAGAAGAAAGAGGGAGAUGACGAGUGGGUUCAUCUGCCUAAUAAAUGUGAAGUGUGUAAGUUCGUCAGUAUUGAGAUGAAGUCUGCCUUUGACGAAACGGGCAAAACCAAGGAAGUGAUCGAGAGAAACUACCGUUUCCUUGACGGCAACAAGGGAGCUCCGCCAAUCAAAUAUGUCAAGUCAGACAUCCGUUUCAUUGAGGUUGUGGAGAAUGUGUGUCAGAGGCUCUCUGGCUACAACCUACACAAGGAGAGAGAGGGCAGCAACCGCUUUGCCAAGGGUAUGUCAGAGACCUUCUCUACCCUCCAUGGGCUGGUCCAUAAAGGGGUCAAGGUCGUCAUGGAUAUCCCCUAUGAACUUUGGAACGAAACCUCUGCAGAGGUCGCUGACCUCAAAAAACAGUGUGAUGUUAUGGUAGAGAAGUACGAGGAGGUUAUAGAGGACUGGUACAAAGGCAGUCAGGAGGAAGACCUCACCACGUACCUCUGUGAGAAACACGUUCUGAAGGGACAAGAUGCCGCCUGUCUGAAAGAGGAGUACUCUAAGAAGAAGGGAGAUGCGGCAGCCAUCGCCGAGGACAAGAAGAAGAAAAAGAAGAAGGGAACGAAGAGCAAAGACCUGGGAGGAGGAGGAGGGAGUGAGGGCGGCAGGCAGGAAGGAGAGAAGACGAUGAAGAAAAAGAAGAAGGAGAAGGUGAAGAAGAAGAAGAAGAAGGGGAAGGGAAAGGCCGUAUCAGCUGAGAAGGAGAGGGAUGGGGUCUCGUCGGAUGAAGACAUUCAGAAAAAGGUGGCUCUGCCUGGGAAGAACACAGAGCUGUGAGACCCUGGAGGAAUGGAGCCCUGGGCCAAUUCCCAAAAUGGCACACUAUUCCCUACAUAGCGCACUACUCCCUUGGUCAAAAGUAGGUCACCUAAUAGGGAAUAGGGUGCUGUUUUGUGACGCAAGCCUAGAACCAGGGGACUGGGAUGAUUGAUCGGGGGGCAUAACGGAGACAUAUGCAUCUCUGUCUCUUUCCACUUUCCUUCUAAUUUCCCCCCCAGUGAUUAUUUGAUUUGGAGUCCCCCCCCCAGUGAUGAUUUGAUUUGGAGUCCCCCCCCCAGUGAUGAUUUGAUUUGGAGUCCCC